UUUAUAGGUGUAUUCGAAUCAUGUGACAGCUUAUCAAAAGAUUACAAAGAAAAAGCGCUAACACUAUUAAAAAAAUAUCGACCAAUUGAAGAUAACACACAAAUGACAGUUGCACAAAAGUUACCAUUUAUUGAAGAAUGGUGGCAACAAAGUGAACUUUUGUUGAAAGGCCUGUGUUUCCAGUAUGAAGAUAUUAAAAAGUCUAUCGAAAAAGCUGACCUUCAUCUUAGAGAUGGUUGUGCUGAAGCUUUUAACAAAUUAUACAACAAAAAAAUACCUACCAUUGUUUUAUCUGCUGGCAUUGGUGAUGUCGUUGAACUCAUACUUAUGCAUGAAAAUUUGCUAACUGAUAAUGUAACAGUUGUAUCAAAUUUUUUAAAAAUGUCUAAAGACAAUAAUGGCUUAUCUACAAUUGAAGGGUUUAAAGGAGAAAAACUUAUACAUGUGUUUAACAAAAAUGAACAUGCAUACAUUGAUACACAUCAAAAUGAUACGCAUUUAAGUGGAAGGUCCAAUGUUAUCCUUUUAGGUGAUUCAUUAGGAGAUGCAAACAUGGAUGGUGGUAUUCCAUAUGAUACUGUACUACGUAUAGGAUUUUUGAACGCCAAUUUGAUGGAACACGAUGAUGGUUAUUUGCAACAAUAUAAACUUGCUUUUGACAUAGUUUUAGUUCAAGAUCAAACGAUGGGAUUGCUAAAUUAUGUGUUGGAUGAAAUAAUCGGAGAAAUAUCAACACCAUCAAAUAAAAGAUAAUAUGAAGAUACAACAAAGUGGCUAUUACUAAUACUAAAAAAUCAAAUUACAUGUAUAUUAUUUACAUUUUACAUAUUUAUAAAAUACAAUAACUAAUCUGU
Messenger RNA from Melanaphis sacchari, 854 nucleotides. RefSeq names its product 7-methylguanosine phosphate-specific 5'-nucleotidase (gene cN-IIIB). Gene Ontology annotation, molecular function: 5'-nucleotidase activity; magnesium ion binding. The annotation marks the transcript as partial. Gene Ontology annotation, cellular component: cytoplasm. The transcript has 4 exons. The record is from RefSeq and is a predicted model, not a curated record. NCBI's taxonomy places the organism in Eukaryota, Metazoa, Arthropoda, Insecta, Hemiptera, Aphididae.